Messenger RNA from Arachis duranensis, 969 nucleotides. Its product is annotated as HMG1/2-like protein. The transcript is spliced from 8 exons. NCBI's taxonomy places the organism in Eukaryota, Viridiplantae, Streptophyta, Magnoliopsida, Fabales, Fabaceae. The record is from RefSeq and is a predicted model, not a curated record. Bases 202 to 663 code for a protein of 153 amino acids.
UCCUUUUCCCCUUUGGAUUUCAUUUCGUUCGCAAUUGAAUUUCAAUUUCCCAAAGGGCCUUAAUAUUUCCUCGCAUUUUUUCCGUAUGUCAUAGUGCAAACUAACGAACACCCCUUAUUUCUCUCUCUUCCUUUUCCUCUCUCUCGCUAUCUCUCCCAAACCCUACCUUCUCAACCCCAUUUUCCACCUUCUGCUCCCGUCAUGAAAGGUGCAAAGUCCAAAGCCGAAUCCAAGAGAGGCGAUGCCAAGCUUGCCGUGAAUAAGAAAGGAACUCCGGCCACGAAGGGCGGUAGGAAAACCGGCAAGGGAAAAGCCGCCAAAGACCCUAACAAGCCAAAGAGGCCACCGAGUGCUUUCUUCGUUUUCAUGGAAGAAUUUAGGAAACAGUUCAACAAGGAUCAUCCUGAAAACAAAGCAGUAUCUGCUGUGGGCAAGGCUGCUGGAGCUAAAUGGAAACAAAUGUCUGAUGCUGAAAAAGCACCUUAUGUGGCAAAGUCAGAGAAACGAAAGCAGGACUAUGAGAAGAACAUGAGAGCCUACAACAAAAAACAGGCUGAAGGUCCUACUGGUGGAGAUGAAGAGGAAUCAGACAAAUCAAUAUCCGAGGUCAAUGAUGAAGAUGAUGAUGAGGAAGGAAGCGGCGAGGAAGACGAUGACGAGUAGGAGCUGGACUGAGAGUAGUAUCUAUCCUAGGUUGUUUUGGUGAUUCGAUCGUCUUCUGUAGAUGGGUCUCAUCACUUGCUGAUAAACAUGUUUCGUUCUUCCAGAAAACGUAUUCCUGCUCCCUCAGUAAAUUUGUUUUGCCUUUUCAGAAAAUGAAAUAGCUACAAAAGGGAGCCCAUCUUUAUUUGUACCUUUGGAUUCAACUAUUUAGUUAAGGGGUGUUUAUCUCUUUUAGAGAGAUUGUAUCUUUUCAUGAUGAAAUCUACUUACGUUUGUAUCAAUAUAAUUGGCUUAUCCUUUCCGUCA